AUGACAGAACCGAGAAAUAGACAUCAAGAAAACGAGGAGAAACCAUCAACUUCGGGCAUAAAAACUCUAUCAUUUGCUGAGAAAGACCCGUCCUGGUGGAAUAUAUCAACUUUUUCGCGGGAGGAUAAUCCGAACGGUGUUGUCUGCGAAUCGUCGUUUGCGCAGCUUUUCCCAAAAUAUCGAGAAAAAUAUUUAAGAGAAUGUUGGGAACUGGUACAAAAAAUAUUGGGAGAACAUUUCCUGAAGGCUGAUCUGGAUGUUUUGGAAGGUACAAUGACAGUGAAGACCACAAGGAAGACCUGGGAUCCGUUCAUAAUUUUAAAAGCUCGGGAUAUGUUGAAAUUAUUAGCUAGAAGUGUUCCUUACGAACAGGCAACUCGUGUCUUGCAAGAUGGUGUUGCUUGUGAUAUAAUUAAAACAAGCUCUAUGGUUGCAAGUAGAGAAAAAUUUGUGAAGCGCAGAGCCAGGUUGGUUGGAAACGAAGGAGCUACUUUGAAAGCCAUUGAGCUUCUUACUGGCUGUUAUGUUAUGAUACAAGGCGGCACUGUGGCAGCCGUGGGACCAUAUGAAGGUUUAAAGGAUGUCCGAAUGAUUGUUGAAGACUGUAUGCGCAAUAUUCAUCCUAUUUAUAAUAUCAAAACUCUUAUGAUAAAGAGAGAAUUAAUGAAGGAUGAAAAACUGAAAAACGAGGAUUGGGGACGGUUUUUACCAAAAUUUAGGAAGAAGGUCCAGUCAUCACGAGUCACAAAUGAAGCAAAAAAGAAGAAAGCAGCUCGUUGGAAACUAAAGGGAGAGUACACGCCGUUUCCACCCCUACCAGCAAUGAGCAAGAUUGACAAACAGCUAGAAACGGGGGAGUUCUUCAUGAACGAACGGAUGAAGAAAUUAGAGAAACGCAAGACAAGACGUGAGCAACAGGUAGAGAAGACUUUGGAGAGGCAGAAGGAGCGUAGUUCUGUAUUUGUAGCCCCAGAAGAGAAGCCUCGGUGCAAAAAGAGCGAAAAGGGUGAAGAUGAACCGUUGGACAUUGAAAAUCUGAAGAAAAAGGCAGUGGAUUACGAAGAGAUAUAA
This is a messenger RNA of Enterobius vermicularis (human pinworm), 1071 nucleotides long. Lineage: Eukaryota; Metazoa; Nematoda; Chromadorea; Rhabditida; Oxyuridae. The record is from the annotation of a GenBank genome assembly.